AUGAUUCUCUCUCCGUCGCAAGAUGUCACGACGUCGCAUCGACGACGAUCCAUGAUUGCUCCACAGCAUUUCGCCUUUGUCCACGCCAAAGCCGAGUUGGAAGGCCCCAAUACACUCUGGAUUUGGAAGUACCGCUACCUCACCAUCUUUGUGGCCCUCUUCUUUUGCACCAAUGGUGGCUAUGCCGUCUUUUUUCUGCCGCGCUCCGCAUGGGCCUUUCCCAUUGUCAAUGAUCGCACACUGCUGAGAAUUCACUGGGCCAUGGGCACACCCUUUUUGGCGGGCGCUAUUUGGCAACAACUCAGUGUCCCCAUGAUGGCAACCGCCGGGAAACGACUGGGACCGAUUGGCGCGGCCAGGUUUCGACAAUGGCAUCGAUGGAUUGGACGAUGUACCAUCUUUUGUAGCCUGGGAGCGGCCACCACUGCGUUCCUACUGGCACCCAAGGCAUUGGCAGGAAAUUGGAUCUUUAUCGCGUGGUCGGUCAGUUGGAUGAUCAUGUCGGUCGAGACCUUGGGCACGGCGGUUCUCAAACAGUACAAGGCACACAAAAAGUGGGCCGAAGCAUUGUACCGAACCGCAUUGGCGUUCUUGUAUGGCAGAGUCAUGCUGGUGGGGUACAACUAUCUAUCUCGGUACUGGGUGAAGGAAGAAGACUAUCUACGUCAUGCCCAAAAUGCCUACUCUUACUCCAUGAUUGGUACUGGGAUCUUCACCAUAUUGCUCACCGUCCAAUGCGCCUACGCAGCCAGACACAUUGAAAAGCAAAGUGUGGUGCAGCGAAGAUGGAGAAAGAUAAGAAGCGCUACCGCAUUCCUGGUGGCGGCCAAUAAGGAAACAAACAGCGACAAUGGCCAAGGAAGAUCAGGAGUCGUAGAGUAG
This is a messenger RNA of Seminavis robusta, 882 nucleotides long. The record is from the annotation of a GenBank genome assembly. Lineage: Eukaryota; Bacillariophyta; Bacillariophyceae; Naviculales; Naviculaceae.